Molecule: messenger RNA, 618 nt
Organism: Amoebophrya sp. A120
Lineage: Eukaryota; Dinophyceae; Syndiniales; Amoebophryaceae
Source: the annotation of a GenBank genome assembly
AUGGAGGACUGCACUACCGGUGCUUCCGCCGAGAAAGACGCGAAACAAGGUGAAGCGGAAAAGUAUAAAUACGUUGUUUAUCUUGCUGACAUUUAUGAGGCUGAGGAGCGUAGUACGUCCGAUAACGAGGAGGAAGAAAAUUCGGACCGAUCGGAGUAUAGGGCUGGACAUGGUUACACUGAAGUGCCCGAAAAUGACGUAUCGGUGAUGAAAAUUGAUUCCGACGACUGCGGCACCCUAGCGUUUUGGGCCGCUAUCGACAGCCAUUGUGAUGACCUGAAGGAAGAAAUGCGGCAGAAAUGUGCGUACCACGACGAAGAGGCGCAUGACGUGUGUGAUGUGGAGGACAACCGUUCGUACUGGAUGAGCAACGUUAUCGCGAAGGGUCACUCGUACAAUAAGUCGAAAAUCUUCGGGGAAUCUUCGGAAGUAUCGAAGGAUGAGUGGGAUCGCGGAGUCCCGAAAGGCGCCACGCUGCUGUUCAAAAUUCGCGCUGAUUGGACUUAUCUAGACUGGGAGUGGGACUGCGAUGAAGAGCCAUUGCGUAGACAGCAGAAUGCGGUGUGGGUGAAGCGCAUGAAAAUAACCGAAGACGAGAAUGUUUACGAGAAAAUCUGA